GCAAAGGGAAGAGAGCCGGGGCCAGCAACGCUCGUGUUUGCAUGGAGCCUCGGGCGCCGCAGACGGGCUUUCCGCCAUCUCCAUGCCGACGACGCGGGAGCAGAACUUGGGGAGAAUCCCGUUUCCCGCCCGACCCCGUAUUCUGCCAGGGGGGUCGUCUGAAUGAAGAACCCGAGCGGCGUUUCCCCGCUUUCUGAUGAGGCCUCUCGACCGCCCGCAGCGCUGCCGACCGGGGGUCCGAGUGGCUUUGGUGACUUUGUGCCUGGCCGCCCAAUGGGCUCUGCAAACUCAAGGAGGAGAAAUAUCCUUACUAGUCUCACAGCCAAACAUCAAUAGUUCGGUGGCCGAGAACGUUUUGCUGUCAGUGGCCUACAGCGGUGAGACAAGCCCAGUGAUUGAGUGGAAACACACAUCAGCAAGCGGCACCACCAAAAUAGCCGAAUGGAAGUCUGGUGUUUAUGCCAAUAUAUCCAGCAGUUACAAAGACAGAGUAAACAUUUAUGAUAAUGGCUCUCUGCAGCUCCUGAAGGUGGAUUUUAAAGACUCCGGUUAUUACUUAGUCACGGUGAGAGACGAAUUGGGAAUCAUCCUAUAUGGGACCAUCCUGUUGAAUGUUUAUGAAAUUCUCUAUGAAGACUUGCAUUUUGUGGUCGUCUUCUUUGCCUUUUUGACCGCUGCUUCCGCUGUUCUGAUCUGCUUGAUAUGGCUGUGCAAUAAAUAUGUGCACUUUCUGCAAACAGAGAGGCAGCAACUCCAAGUAAGCGAAACUGAAGAGACCGAGCUUCAAACAAUGGGGUGUUAGCUGUGCAAUGCUGUAGAAUUGGCGCAAAUCAGUUUUCUACCUCAAAAAGAAGCAAAGCAUGAAAAACAUGGUUGGCACACAAAAGACUGGGCACAUCCAUUUUGUCAAAUUGAUACAAGAAGGUUCGAGAAAUGCGGUCCUUUCCAUAUUGUAAUUUAUAAUGGACUCGUUUCAAAAAAAGACCUGCACUUCCCACAGUUUUGCUCAAACAUUCACAAGACAUCUAAGUGAUAGUAUCAAGAGGCUACGAUUCAAGAGAACAUGCCAGAAGCAAAGCUACAACAGCCUUGAAUUCAUACAAUAGAAGCCCACACUUUUUAAAAAGUGACCCGGUAAUUUCCUUGCAUCGGGGUGAAGUCAGGGUGACUGAACGAAGCGCAAGCAUUUACUGGCCGGAUGCCCUUCCUGAUGCCUACAGAGUUGGCAGCAGACAAUAACUCAUUGCCCGAGAGAGAAAUAUCUGCUGCUACCUAGGAUCGACGGCCCAGCCUCCUAAUUUUGAGGUGAGAGUUCCACGUCUAGGCCAGUAGAAGACCACA
Notechis scutatus (mainland tiger snake) is the source of this 1341-nucleotide messenger RNA. NCBI's taxonomy places the organism in Eukaryota, Metazoa, Chordata, Lepidosauria, Squamata, Elapidae. The record is from RefSeq and is a predicted model, not a curated record.